CUAUGGGGACUUCAUGUAACCUGGCUUUUGGUUUAACCGCUGACCAAUCUACUUUCACGAAAAAAAGAAAGAAAACUAGAUAUCCACGUGAAUAUCCGUGCAAGAAAUAAACAGUUUGGAAUGAGGCCUUUAACAGAGGAAGAAACCCAAAGUGUGUUUGAAAAGCUGGCAAAAUAUAUUGGGGAUAAUAUAAAACUUCUCAUCGACAGACCAGAUAGAAAUUAUUGUUUUAGAUUGCAUGAUGACCGAGUCUACUAUGUAAGUGAAGAAAUCAUGAGAAAAGCCACAAAUAUAGCCAGAGAAAACCUAAUAAGUAUUGGAACAUGUAUUGGGAAGUUUACAAAGACAAGAAAAUUCAGACUUCACAUUACAGCACUUGAUUUCAUGGCACCAUAUGCCAAGUCUAAAAUCUGGAUGAAGCCAGCAGGAGAGCAGUCUUUUCUCUAUGGGAAUCACCUUUUGAAGUCUGGCCUUGGGAGGAUAACAGAAAACACACCACAGUACCAAGGAGUUAUUGUAUACUCUAUGAAUGACCUUCCACUGGUUUUUGGUGCCACGUCUCGUUCAACACAAGAUUGUCGCCAAGCAAAUCCUACAGAUAUCGUGUGUUUCCAUCAAGCUGGUUUUGGGGAAUACUUGAGAUCUGAGGACACUUUGACAUAAAAAAAUACUGAGAACAAUAAAAGAUCACUUUUUAGGCA
Pocillopora damicornis (cauliflower coral) is the source of this 701-nucleotide messenger RNA. RefSeq names its product 60S ribosome subunit biogenesis protein NIP7 homolog. NCBI's taxonomy places the organism in Eukaryota, Metazoa, Cnidaria, Anthozoa, Scleractinia, Pocilloporidae. Gene Ontology annotation, cellular component: nucleus. The record is from RefSeq and is a predicted model, not a curated record. Gene Ontology annotation, biological process: ribosome assembly. Gene Ontology annotation, molecular function: RNA binding.